AUGAAUUCAUUUGACGAGUUUUCAGGGCUUUUGUCCACGUGGUUUGAGGUGCACGGCGUGACGGAGAACCUGCAGCGGCGAUUGUAUGAAAAGCUACGCAACGACGUCUUUGACGCGGGUGACUCCUUUUCCUUGGCUACGCUGGCCGCGGAGGGGUGUGAAGAAAAGGUGAGUCUUCCGCAAGAAGCUGAAGAACCCGUCAAUAACGAGUACGUCCUCGUUUCUACGAGAGAUUUGCAAGCAAAAGAAGACAUUUGGCUUGUGGAUCACUGCUGUACAUUUCGUCUUCGUGAGUUUUGUGAGCACUUGAAAGUGAACGCCGCGCUUCGUGAGCGGUUGGGUCGCAUUCUGUCGCUGAACCUAUCGCACACUAACGCCGAGGAAGAUACGCGCACUGUGUUUGACAACAUGUGGACAAAAGUGGGCUCUUAUCGGCUUCCCGGCCGCGUUGAUGACGGAGAUGCCCAUUAUGAAAACUCGUGGUACAUUCACGACGAGGUUGGAAGCGCGAUCACGGUGGUGACAGAUGAACCUGGCAACAUGAAGUUGGAGCCUGUCCCUGUCUGCUUCCCAGAAAAGGGUGGUGUAUUCUCUGCGAUGUGGUGUGUGGAGGAUAUGGAGGAGGGCACCAUCGCCACACAGAAGGCCGAGACACUGCUAGAAACAUGGGGCGGGAAAGAAGUUGUGGAGCUCCUGUACGGGAUGGCGGGGCAAGAAAGUUAUAUGGAUGCAAAGCAAGCCUGCCUGGAGGCUUGGCGGCGAAUGGUGGGCAGGAUGGAGGCGGUUUCUUCAACCAUGGCGGAACAGGUUCACAGCAUUGAGGCUGACGACGCUCGGGAUAGCGGCCACAAUGUCGUUGACGCAGGACGCCGCCGCCCAGUCGCACCCCUCCCCACACCGCUACCAGAAUCAAGAGAGAGUGCAGAGUUGAGUGUGAAGCUACCUUUGCGCGUAUUUACGGAUAGCAAACUGGUUUCGGCAAAUCUUACCGAUGCUAAGCAUUUUAUGUUGGUUGACCUGCCGCAGGAGGCGCAGGCGGUUUGGGUUGUCCAUGAUCACAUUGAUGAUCUCAACAAGUUUCGAUACGCGCAGUUUGUUUCUCAGUUCCCCGAAGAGAAACUUUUUACAAGCAAGAAGGGUCUUUUGCAACUUAUUCAGGAUCACUAUGGGUAUGUGGACUGGUAUCAGGUCAGCUACGACAGCACCUCACAACUUCAUGAAUUUAUUGGGGACUUUAUGGUGCGACAGGCAAAGUUGCACGGCACAGCCCCGGACGGUGUGGUAACCCGCGAUGACAUUUGUGCGUUGCACAGUGAUGAUGGAACAAACUUAUGGAUCACUAAACCAACAAAUAUGGCCCGAAGCAUCGAUAUGACGAUUUCUUCCAACCUCAAUGCAUUGCUCAGAGCCAUUGAAACCGGCCCCAAAGUGGUGUGCAAAUAUGUUGCCAAAACCGCUACUCUGCACCGCCGCAAGUUUGAUCUGCGAUUUAUUGUGGCCGUGCGGUCUUUUGCGUCGGAGGAAACAGCGAUGGAGGCCUACUUGUACAAUGUAUUUUGGACUCGCUUUGCCUUGGAGGAAUACGCCUUGAACGACUUUGACCAUUUUGAAAAGCACUGGACGGUUAUGAACUACGAAAAUCCUGCAAAACUAAUUCAGUUGCACGACUCUGAGUUUAUUGAGGAAUUUAACGCGGAGCACGCCAAGAAAGGGUAUGGCGCAUCGCUUUGGACCCGAGACGUUUACCCCAAGAUUCGGAAAUUGCUUCGCAAAGCGCUUGACGUCGUGAAAGUCCACGGUGCCGAUCGUCGUCGCUGUCGUGCGAUUUACGGGAUGGAUGUUAUGCUGCGGGAAACUUUGGGCGGCCGCCCUGGGACGAAGUCGCUAGAACCCACCCUGCUUGAAAUCAACUACAGCCCCGACUGCCAGCGCGCGUGUCGGUACCACCCUGAAUUCUUCAACGACGUGUUCCGCACGCUUUUCACGGGGACACCGGUCAAUAUGACACCAUUGUGA
Molecule: messenger RNA, 2016 nt
Organism: Trypanosoma rangeli
Lineage: Eukaryota; Euglenozoa; Kinetoplastea; Trypanosomatida; Trypanosomatidae
Product: putative tubulin tyrosine ligase
Exons: 1
Coding region: 1-2016 (671 amino acids)
Biological process (GO): protein modification process
Source: RefSeq, a predicted model, not a curated record